AAUCACUAUAAUAUCUGUCCAUUUUGUUUGGUUUUUAUUUAUUCAAUUGAAAUUUGUUUAGAUUGGAAUAGGUCUAUUAAUUACAAAACUUAUUUUUACACUCGUACUUUUGAAAAGUCUAUUUGUAUUUAGACUUUCGGGCGUAUUUUAAACAUGGCGUUAACUAAUGUGCUCUUGUUGAGUCAGAUAGCAGGAUAUGUGAUUGGUUUCAUCCUGUCUCUUUGUAUUAUUGUACCGCUGAGUAUGCAUCAGGAUGAAUUUAGCGGUCACUGCCUGUUGUUUUCAAGAGGAGACUGGCAGGAGGACGGCCAGCUGUUAGUGAAGUGGGCAUCACGAGCGUACUGUGAUUAUAUUAUUGUAGUCGGAGUGCUCAUGUUUAUUAUUUGCUUGGUGCAGAUUUACAGGUUAUCAAUGUUCAUGUAUAAGGGCUUGGACAGUUCCUUCCUCUCAGCGUUCAUAGAGGCAGUCGGCUGCGUGAUACUGUGUGGCCUCACAGUGGCCGCUGCUGUGAUGGUCACCCUCGGCUUCAUGACCUGGUGCCAGAACAUUGUGGAGCGCUUCCCAAGUUGCGAGGAUGCAGCUGGUCAGAACAUAGACAGCAAGGACAAUAUAUCCACAAAUGGAUUCUAUGUGGAAAUAGGCACAGCACAGUUCGGCGCGUGGGGCGCGUUCGCGACGUGGGUGGGGCUGGCGGUGUUCUCGACGCUGAAGGUGUGCCGCUACCACCAGCUCGAGAACAUCCAGGUGUCCAUGUACCGCGAGCGGCAGCGGCUCGUCAACGAGGGCGACGCCGCGCCCGCGCUCGCCGCCGACGCCGACGCCGAGGGCCGCAGCACGCCGCCGCGACCCGCCUCGUAAGCCCACCCAUGACAUUGUAACCUGUGAAUAAAAGUGAACUACAUGCGAGGGGGCGCGUCAAGGCCCCAGAAGUGCGUCAAGAACUGAUUGCGGAAUGAAUGUGAUAUUAUUGUAUUAUAUGUACUCAUCUAGUUAUAGCUUAUCAAUAUUUAAAUGCAACACCCAUUUGUAAAACAACAUUUCAAAUUAAUUUAACCUUUAAAAGCCUGAUUUUUUAAAUUAAAUUAAAAAAUAUAUAAGUGUAUCCUUUACUGUGUUUACUAAUGGGGAAAAAUAGUAAAAAAAUCAAAACAAUAUUUUUAUAUAUUUAUUUUGAAAAAAAAAAACAUUUGGUAUAAUUUUUGACACUUUAGGCAUUACGGUAAUCAAAAUAUUUAAAUUUAUUUAACAAUGAAACAAUGCAAACCCCGGUAUCAAAUUUAAAACUUCAGGUAUUUAAGGGUUAAGACACAGCAUACACUGUAAUUAAAUGCAGACGGUUUAGAAUGGCUGAUAUUUUCAUAUCAAACCAUGUAUAAAAUAUAAAUACGUAUUGCAAGAAUCCGCGGAAUAUAUUUCGUACCCAGUUUACUAGAAAAAAAAAAUGUAGUAUUUUAAUCAACCAGUGAUAUUACUUGAAAAUAAAAUUUAAUUUAGUAAAAUAUUUAAAAAAAGAACACCUCUACGCACGUCACGUCACGUCAGAUUUGUAAAAAGAACGGCUUGAUAUCACUUGCAUUUAAUCACCGUGCGUGCUGAGUGAGCAAGAUGAAUUUAUAACUUUAUAUUAAUUCUAUUGCUAUUUUUUUAUUUGUAUGGACUAGGACCUACACAUGUUUUAAGUAUGUUUUGUUCCGAACUGAAUAUUUAAUGCAAAAAAAAAAAAAAAAAAAUAGAAUAUUUUAAUAGUUAAAAUUUGACCUUUUAUGAAAUGGUUAAGUAACUAAAAAUCUACUUUCCUUCGGCAUUGUAGAACGUUGGUGAAGUACUAGACGUAAAUAUAUAGCAAGAGUUAACAAUAUAUAUAUAAAAAAAAAGUAAUUUAAUAUUUAAAUGUAUAUUUGAUCUCAUAACUCAGCAUUUUAGUACAACAAAAUUAUAUCAAUUGUCGGAUGAUAGCAGACCGUACAAAGUCGCUGUUGCCAUUUGCAGUACACUCGUCAAUGUAUAUGCUAAGUACAUGUUGCCACAUGUGAUUACAGUACGCCGAUAACUCUGUAGUGAAAGUUUUUCUUCUUAUUUGGUAAACAAUAUUACUGAUAAACAGGAAAAUUUGUUUAAUAUUGGAGUAGUUUUCAGCAGAGCAAAGGGGGGGGGGGGGGAGAAGGUGUAACACUUGACUAUAUCAUUAUAGGAUUGGCCAUGUAUAAUCCACCGAUGUAAAUUUACUAGUCGGUUAAUAUUACACUCUCAGUGCGAGAAGGCUCAGACUUGAAUUUGGAGGGUUUUUUUUUAAUGGAUGAUAAUGCAAUGGUAUGGCCCGCCUCCGCUAAUGGUAUACACUGGCAAGGCACCAGUGUCCACUUUGCUCUUUAAAAAAUCGUCAUGUCGUAUAAGAUGGCCCAGCAUUUUGCCUCUUCUACCAUACUACAACAUGCAAAAUAUAACAACUCACUACAGGGUUGUCGACGUGUUAAAAUUGUUACGUUUAAAGAGUUUAUUGUUUUGUAUUUGUAUAUACUUGAAUUCCAAUCAGAACUAGUAUGAUGUAAUUAUUAUGUUAUACAUUUAAUAAGAGGAAAUAAAAGAAAUAUAUGUACAA
Galleria mellonella (greater wax moth) is the source of this 2599-nucleotide messenger RNA. RefSeq names its product transmembrane protein 179. The record is from RefSeq and is a predicted model, not a curated record. The coding region runs from base 154 to 858 and encodes 234 amino acids. The transcript has 6 exons. NCBI's taxonomy places the organism in Eukaryota, Metazoa, Arthropoda, Insecta, Lepidoptera, Pyralidae.